AUGGUGGUUCUGUAUAUAGUUAUCAAACCCGGCUAGACUUAGUAAGGCAACUAGAACCUGCCAGGGCUGGGUUUGUUUUUAAAUUAUUCGGGGAGUUAACUUGAUCAAACUUUAACCAAUCCAACCUUAGGGCUAUUUUCUUUUAAUUUUAGUUCAAAAAAUUAUCAUUUUAGUUUUUAAUUUAUCAGUUUUUUUAAAAAAAAAUUAUUCAAAACAAUAUUGUUUCAUUAAAAAUACAGUAAACCCUGGGUCAAUUUAUAAACUUGCGGAUCGACUCACCCUCACUUACAACCCUAUCCUUGGACCGGGUCACGACCCAAAUGUUCUGGAAAAUAUGGUUAUGUGAACUUAUCCUUGUUGCAACGAUAUUUGUGUCCGAACCAAGUGGGGUUCAGAUUGUCACGACCUGUCAAUGGGUUUGGUCAGAAGAACAGGGAAGGUGGUAAUCUUUGUUGGUGCGGGCCAGGAUAGAUGAUGAAAGACCAAGCAGCCAAAUGUGGAUAAAAAUGGUCCCCAAAAGCUACCAAUCUUUCAGGCAUGGGUAAAGCUUGCAUGAUGGCUUCAUUGGACAUGAUAGUGUUCUGAUUUGGAAUAAUUUUGUGAGAUUUUCUUUUAUUUCACAUUCAAUCCAAUUAUAUGAUUGGUCUACUCGUAGUGUUUUUUUUCCAGUAAAAAAUAAACUAUUGAUUAUGAAAUUGUACGCUAUGGAUACAAGGCCAACUGAUCAUGAAUGAUUGCUUGAGGAACAGCCAUCUCUUUCGAUAUCUAGAGGCUUAGCAGUUGAAACAGACAAUGACGUAUGUGAAAUGGUCCCAAACAAAAUCUCCAUAGAAAUGAGAGAUAUGGAUAACACCCCCCCAUACCUUCUUGCUUUGAAUAUAUAAUGUUCCAAUGCCUUAUAUAUGAUGCAUGAACCAUCCACAUUGUUUGGAGCUUGGCGCAAAGACAGAGAGAUGUCUUCUGGGACAUUUGCUAGAGGUGCACACACCAUGAAUUCCAUGUUUUUCAAGCCAAUGAUUCGAAAAACCUACCACAAGAAAAGUUCUGCUGACACAAUACGUGAGACAAUGAAGGUGGAUGCCGAGGAAGUGAGGAACAAUAAGAGCCACAUGGGAGAGACUGAUAGCAAUGGCUGGGUUCCACAUGAGAGGACUGGAAUUUAUUAUCCAAAGGGCCAAGAGAAGGUGAUGGAAGGCAUUCCUCCAGCAGCCGGAAAGGAUGUUGAUGUGGUCAACUGGUUUUCACACCAUGGGGAAUAUUGAGCAUAUUUUAAUUGUUCUAAUAUUUAAAGCUUAUAUAUGAAACCCGAUUCUUGUAUUCGGAUUAAAAUCCAAAUGUAAUUGAAUCUGUGCUUACAUUCUAAGAAAAUCACAGAGAAUGUGUGCUUAGCAUUAUGAAAAAAUUGAGAGAAGUGCUUUAACCAUUCUAUAUUUAUAAUUAUUAUUUUAACAUUUACAAAAUGACGUAUCCCACAGUCAUAAUGAGACAGACAAAGAAAUUCGUCUUUGGGAUCAUUUUAGAGAGAAUUCUGCACUGGGAGACACGUUCUUAUUGUUCCCAUCUUUUCUAUUUCAAAAUAGGAUCUAAACGCUACCAAAGCUAUUCACAACUUUAGCAAACACAGCCC
Messenger RNA from Populus trichocarpa (black cottonwood), 1627 nucleotides. RefSeq lists its product as uncharacterized. The transcript has 2 exons. The record is from RefSeq and is a predicted model, not a curated record. NCBI's taxonomy places the organism in Eukaryota, Viridiplantae, Streptophyta, Magnoliopsida, Malpighiales, Salicaceae. The coding region runs from base 903 to 1262 and encodes 119 amino acids.